Messenger RNA from Aspergillus welwitschiae, 300 nucleotides. RefSeq lists its product as uncharacterized. Bases 63 to 245 code for a protein of 60 amino acids. The record is from RefSeq and is a predicted model, not a curated record. Lineage: Eukaryota; Fungi; Ascomycota; Eurotiomycetes; Eurotiales; Aspergillaceae. The transcript has a single exon.
AGGCGAUCACGGGCCAAACGACAUUGCCCGGCAAUUGCGUGUCCGUGGAAGAAAGUUAUAAUAUGUGGGUGACCAGACUUGCAGAUAACUGUACUCCGUAUAUCUUUGCCGAAGAAAACUGCACUGGUGUUUCUAGAGGCUUUGAGAAGAUAGCUACUCCCACAUGUAUUGUUGCAGCAGGAGGAGGCCGAUUGAGUGGGCAGUCGGGGGACUUUUACAGGAGCUUUCGGAUAUCGUGUACCUAGAGAUCGGCCGAGUGAAGCUGCAAGACAUAAGUAAGGGAAGUGGGAAGUAGUUGCC